GUGUUCAAAACACACAAAUGAACGAAAGCAUAAAGAUUGAAGAGCAACUUCAAUUGGGGACUUUUCCUGUAACUACAUCGCCAUGUGUUCAAAAUACACAAAUGAACGAAAGUAUAGAGAUUGAAGAUCAAUUUCAAUUGGGGACUUUUCCUAUAACUAAAUCGCCAUGUGUUCAAAACACAGAAAUAGACGAAAGUAUAGAGAUUGAAAAUCAAUUUCAAUUGAGGACUUCUCCUGUAAUUACAUCGCCUUGUGUUCAAAACGACGAAGUAGACGAUAUAAAGAUUGAAGAAGAAGUUCUAAUGGAGACUUUUCCUAUACCUACAUCUGAGGAAUUUAAUUAUGAUCUUCUUGAAGUAAUUAAAGAAGUACCCGUUGAAUCGGAGGAAUAUGGAUAUAUUGAAUUUAACUUUAACACGGGACCAAAAACAGUAAUAUAAAAAACAAAGUGUUUAAAGUGUUUAGAAAUGUGUUAAUUUCUUCCAAUUGUCUUAAACAACAAUCUUUUUUCAAGCGGCAUCAAGGCAAACAUUUAAUUGUCUGACUCUUAACAAGAAGUAACUGAAAGAAGUAUUGUUGUUGGGAAUUGAGAAAUAAUUUGUUCUAAACAUUCAAUUUAAAUUUUCAGAAUAUGAUUAAGUUUUUAAUUUUCUAUUUGUGUUUUUCUAAAUCAUUGUUUACCACUGUUUAAGUUCUCGAGGACUUAUUUAUAUUUGGU
Aethina tumida (small hive beetle) is the source of this 718-nucleotide messenger RNA. RefSeq lists its product as uncharacterized. Bases 18 to 440 code for a protein of 140 amino acids. The record is from RefSeq and is a predicted model, not a curated record. Lineage: Eukaryota; Metazoa; Arthropoda; Insecta; Coleoptera; Nitidulidae. The transcript is spliced from 5 exons.